CUGUCAUCAUCAGAUGAGGAACUGAGUCACAGUUCGCUGCAGUUGGCAAUCGAGGCGCAGACAUGUGUGGAAUUUUUGCCUAUCUGAACUACCACGUGCCACGGACUCGCCGGGAGAUCCUGGAGAUCCUCCUCAAAGGCCUGCUCCGUCUGGAGUACCGUGGCUACGACUCUGCCGGUGUUGGAAUUGAUGGAGGGAAUGGCAAAGAAUGGGAGGCUAAUGCCCGGUCUAUUCAGCUGAUCAAGCAGAGCGGAAAAGUGAAGGCUCUUGACGAUGAGAUCACCAAGCAGCAGGACAUGGACAUGGAUGUGGAGUUUGAUGUCCACCUUGGCAUCGCCCACACUCGCUGGGCUACCCAUGGUGCCCCCAGCCCUGUCAACAGCCACCCACAUAGGUCUGACAAGAGCAACGAGUUCAUUGUCGUUCAUAAUGGAAUUAUCACAAACUACAAAGACCUGCGGAAAUUCCUGGAGAGCAAGGGUUAUGAGUUUGAGUCUGAGACAGACACAGAGACCAUUGCCAAGCUGGUGAAGUACAUGUAUGACAACCGUGAGAGUGAAGACCUCAGCUUUGCUACUCUGGUGGAGAGAGUGACCCAGCAGCUGGAGGGAGCUUUUGCCCUGGUCUUCAAGAGUGUCCAUUACCCUGGGGAGGCUGUAGGCACCCGGAGGGGAGGUCCUCUGCUUAUUGGGGUGAAAAGUGACCACAAGCUGUCCACAGAUCACAUUCCUAUCCUGUACCGAUCAUCUGGUAAGGACAAGAAGGGCUGCCCCACCCUGCCCAGGAUGGAGCAGGACACCUGCCACACACUCUUUGCUGAGGACAAGAAGUCUGUGGAGUACUACUUUGCCUCUGAUGCCAGCGCGGUGAUUGAGCACACCAACCGGGUGAUCUUCCUGGAGGAUGAUGACGUGGCAGCGGUGACGGACGGACGGCUCACCAUCCACCGCAUCAAGCGUACAGCCGGAGACCACCCUGCCCGCGCCAUCCAGACCCUGCAGAUGGAGCUGCAGCAGAUCAUGAAGGGUAACUACAGCUCCUUUAUGCAGAAGGAGAUCUUUGAACAGCCAGAGUCUGUGGUCAACACCAUGAGAGGAAGGGUCAACUUUGAUGACAACACGGUAAUCCUGGGUGGACUGAAGGAUCACAUUAAAGAGAUCCAAAGGUGUCGACGGCUCAUCCUCAUCGCCUGUGGCACCAGCUACCAUGCUGGGGUGGCGACUCGCCAGGUAUUGGAAGAGCUGACUGAGCUGCCUGUUAUGGUGGAGCUGGCCAGCGACUUCCUGGAUAGAAACACACCAGUGUUCCGAGACGACGUCUGCUUCUUCAUCAGUCAAUCAGGUGAGACAGCAGACAGCCUGAUGGCCCUGCACUACUGUAAGGAGAGAGGAGCCCUGACGGUUGGUGUUACCAACACAGUGGGCAGCUCCAUCUCCAGAGAGACCGACUGUGGGGUGCACAUCAACGCUGGGCCAGAGAUAGGAGUGGCCAGCACCAAGGCCUACACCAGUCAGUUUGUGGCUCUGAUCAUGUUUGCGCUGUUGAUGUGUGAUGACAGGAUCUCCAUGCAACCACGGCGACGUGAGAUCAUCCAGGGCCUGAGAGUUCUGCCAGACCUGAUCAAGGAGGUGCUGAGUCUGGAUGAUGAGAUCCAGAGACUGGCCACAGAGCUGUACCAGCAGAAGAGUGUUCUCAUCAUGGGCCGAGGCUACCACUAUGCCACCUGCUUGGAGGGAGCACUGAAAAUCAAGGAGAUCACGUACAUGCACUCAGAGGGCAUCCUGGCCGGGGAGCUGAAGCACGGCCCUCUGGCCCUUGUCGACAAACUCAUGCCCGUCAUCAUGAUCAUCAUGAGAGACCACACCUACACCAAGUGUCAGAACGCACUGCAGCAGGUGGUGGCCCGCGCGGGCCGACCCAUCGUGAUCUGUGACAAGGAUGACUACGAGACCGCCAAGAGCUCGAGCCGCACCAUCAAAGUGCCGCACUGUGUGGACUGUCUGCAGGGCGUCCUGAGUGUCAUCCCCCUGCAGCUGCUCUCCUUCCACCUGGCCGUGCUCAGGGGCUUUGAUGUGGAUUUCCCAAGGAACCUGGCCAAGUCUGUGACGGUAGAGUGAAACAUGCCAUUUGAAGCCCAAAAACCCAAUUUCAUCUCACAUACAUAUACACACACUGUGCAGGAACAGCUGUCACACAUGGAUACCAAGAAGAACCGAGAGAGCACACUUUCCUGUUUUAUAUGUUGUAAUUUUUUUAUGCAAUUGUUACUCUUGUACUCUAAGCAUUCUGUCGCUUCUCUCAAAACACACAUUUGAAGGCAUUGUUAUGAAUUGUAUUGUUUUUUUGUCAAGUGUGGCAAGGUAAGGGUUGGCAGUAAUGUUGGCAUUUAGGUGCUCCCAUGGGUUACUGGACUGUAUGCAGUUAAUGAUCCAACUAAAGGAAAGACUGAGCUCUUUUGGAUGAUGCCCAACACUGCUCAUAACUGGAAUGUGCAUGUCUUUUCAAUGUUGAAUACUUGCUGCUGGUUUUACAGUUAAUUCAGCUGUUUGUUGGCUGAAGAGUCAAGAGAGUCUGUAUGAAAAUCUUACUGAAGUUACUGGUUAUUUUGGUGUUUCAUUGGUGCAGUGAUUUGCGGUCUAUUGGGAUCAGUUUUCUUUGGCAGCUAGAACAUCUAUAACCGUCAUUUGAAAUGUUUGUCUGUUACUCUUGUGUAUGUUGAGUGAAGUCUUAAAUCAUUCCGAGUCGUCAUAGUCCUGACUCUAAAUCUGAAGUGCUUCCAAGAAGAAAGUGUCCGUUAAGUCAUGCUUUAGUCUACUGACCAGUUCCAGAGACUAUUGAGAUCUCCUCAUUGUUUUCCUCGUAUUGCCAUAAUGACAAAUUAUAUUGAUUUGUAACUUGUAAAUGUUUUGAAUGUUUUAUAGUACAAUAUGAAACGUGCAACAGACUUGCUUGUGUACACUAUUAUGUAACUUUUUUGUUUUUAGUCAUUGGCUAGGUUAGAAAAGCAACUUUGCUGUGACUUAACAAACUCUUGCCUAAACCAUGUUGAGCAUCUGAAUGAUUGACUGUCCUGGCAUAAUAAUCAUGCUUUAAAAUUGUAACAGUUA
This is a messenger RNA of Coregonus clupeaformis (lake whitefish), 3107 nucleotides long. RefSeq names its product glutamine--fructose-6-phosphate aminotransferase [isomerizing] 1. The coding region runs from base 63 to 2117 and encodes 684 amino acids. The transcript has 19 exons. The record is from RefSeq and is a predicted model, not a curated record. Gene Ontology annotation, biological process: fructose 6-phosphate metabolic process; UDP-N-acetylglucosamine metabolic process; carbohydrate derivative biosynthetic process. Gene Ontology annotation, molecular function: L-glutamine:D-fructose-6-phosphate transaminase (isomerizing) activity; carbohydrate derivative binding. Lineage: Eukaryota; Metazoa; Chordata; Actinopteri; Salmoniformes; Salmonidae.